CAACAGAGGCUCACCACGGCACCGACCGACCAUUGACUGCCCCCAGCACUACGUGUAGAUGAGCCGGGCGUGAGAAGCAGUCUUGGUCGCACCUGUCCUGUGUGUAAAGAACGCCUGCAGAUGGCGUCCUUUCACGACUUCCCGGCCGGGACGUCGCACGCGGCGGGCGACGCAGUGAGCAAAUCACGGCCCAAGCCGCCGAAAAAGGUGAAACCGAUCCUCAAGAAGCUGUCACACUCGGCAAGGGCCUCUCUCGAACUCGAUCGCGCCUGGGAGGUGCAGGACAGCAUAUAUGAGAAGGCGGCCUACGGCGGCGGCACCUUCUACGACUCUGCCCGUGCGACUCGCUCCACAAAGGACCUCAACAUCACCUUCGACGAUGUCGUCUCGUCCACCCCAGCUGGGAGCAGCUCAGGUCUCGGCUCUACCACAACGGCUUCCACUUCGGUAGGCAGGCGCUACCACCACUCCCGCUCCAUCUCUGGCGCCAGCCACGUCUCAGUCGCAACUUCCAACAGCAGCAACGGCGGCAUGUCUGGGCCCAUCCGAGCUGGGGCAACGUUUGUCCACCCGUUCCAGCAGGUGCCGCGCGGUGCAACUCCUCCAGUGUCCUACGCCAACUCUCUGGCGUCAUAUGUCGGCGACUCGCGCGAUUAUUCUCCAAGCACAAUUACUGAGGACGAGGACGACAACGUUGUCAACCCAUUCGAUGCCUCUGCAGACUCUCAAGGACGCAGCAGUUUUAACCUCCAGCGUCAGCAGACCAGCUCGUACUCUCACUCACAGCCGGCUCUUGGUCUUCGUAGGCCAUCACUUGUGAGCCAGAAGACGUCUUCAUCGUUCACCGAUAGCAGUAGCACGCCGCAGCCGCCGCUUCGGAUCAAUACAUCGCGGUCUCUCUCCACAACCCCAGCACUCUCUUCGCGACUGGCUCAUGCUUCUAGCAAGGCCGACCUGCAGGCCAACCACGGAGCUGAAACGCCCACGUCGAUCACACUAAGCUCUGCUUAUCCCAUCAACUCGCCUUCGAGCUCCGUGGCGCCAAUGUCUCCACUACGAAGCUCGUUCGAUGCCGGAUUUCCAAGGUUACGGGCAAAGUCCGAUCUCGACACGGCCACCCGCGCAGAUCAAGUGCGGGAGGCUCGGCGAAAGUUCGAGGAGAAAGAGCGAGCAAAGGAAGAGAAAUAUGCUCGCGAGGAUAUCAAGCGGCGCGAGCGCGCUGACACCAAGAAAGCCCAAGUCGCCGAGAAGAAGGCGGCGGCGGCCCUGAAAGAGCAGAAUGCCCUUCGAAUGCGCCAAGAGUCGGCCGAGCUGGAGCAGGCCAUGCCUCGGGGCAAGCACCGGCGGAAGAUCAGCACCACCAGCAGCGGCAGAAACAGCUUCGCUCUGGCCCGGCCCAGCACAUCACGCAAGAGCACGAGCGUGUACACAGUGGGCGACGUCGAAAAGUUCGCAAGCAACAACUACGACACAGUCAACCCUCAGAGCCCUCCGGCAUUUGGCGACAGGGCCGGCAAUGUACAGGACUUUGUGCCACCACCGGUAGCAAGAAGCCAGACUGCGAAGAAAAAGACACAGGGAAAAUGGCACAUGUUCAUCCUGUGGCUUCGCACCAAGCUGCUACGCGCGAGCAAGAACUAGACUUUGCAGCCCGGCGUGCAUAGCCGGUGUCUGUCGUGCUUCUCAAGCACGCAUCGCGACAGUCGCGGGAAUUCCAUACGACCAGUGCUACCUCGGGCUUCCAAACCGUGCUGGCACCAGCCCGCCAGACCUGCGGCUCGAAAUCAAAGCAACCCGCAAGAC
Messenger RNA from Microdochium trichocladiopsis, 1803 nucleotides. RefSeq lists its product as uncharacterized. The transcript has a single exon. The coding region runs from base 121 to 1641 and encodes 506 amino acids. Lineage: Eukaryota; Fungi; Ascomycota; Sordariomycetes; Xylariales; Microdochiaceae. The record is from RefSeq and is a predicted model, not a curated record.